GAGAGCUGAGAAGCAGAAAAAUGGCGCCGACGUGAGCGUGAGCCCGUGUCGCCGAGGAAGUCCUCCCUGCUGGAGCCAGAGCCGCCGAAGGCACGGGAACCAGAGGUCUAACUGAGUAGAGGAUGGAGGAACCAUCUACGCCCAGCUCGGACACGCUGGCCACUGUAGAAUCCAGCUCCAGUGAGCCUGACAAGGAGGUGGCAUCACCAGAUGUGGCAGCUACAGCCACUUUUUCGUCCGUGGAGGAGCCUGGUCCUAACCCAACAGCCACGCCACCAGUGUGGGACCGUGGAGGACCUCAGCAGCAAGUUGCCUGUCCAGCCCCAGACAGCUGCCAGACUGGCUCAACCAACACAGGCGUGGGGACCACUGAAGAGCUUCGGUUGCCCAGACGACGUCCACCACCAGGGAAACAAAUACCCUGCUCUAGCCCUGGCUGCUGCCUCAGUUUCCCCAGCGUUCGUGAUCUAGCACAGCAUCUCCGUACCCACUGCCCACCCACGCAGUCACUGGAAGGCAAACUCUUCCGAUGCUCAGCCCUGAGCUGCACUGAGAGUUUCCCCAGCAUGCAAGAGCUGGUAGCCCACGGCAAGCUGCAUUACAAGCCCAAUCGCUAUUUCAAGUGUGAGAAUUGCCUCCUGCGCUUCCGCACUCACCGCUCGCUCUUCAAGCAUCUGCAUGUUUGUAUAGACCAUGGUCAGAGCCCAGCCCCGCCACCACCCCCUGCCCUGGACAAAGAGCCACCUGUACCCGAGCGUCCCCCAGAGUCCGACCCUUCGUCCUCCCUGGGCCUGCCAUUCCCACUACUUGAGCCUUUCACCUCUGCCCCCACUGGGCCCUUCCUUCCGUACUUAAACCCUACACCCUUUGGCCUGAGUCCCCCUCGACUGCGCCCAUUCCUGGCUGCCACUCCAGGGCCACCAUCGUCCAGCACUGCCAUCUGGAAGAAGAGUCAAGGUGCUACCAGUAGUCCCAGAAGACCUCAGGGCGGCUCCGAUGCGCCCUCAGGCGCGUGCAGGUGACCACCAGGGCAGGGUGGAGGGGCCUUCAUUCCUGUGCUCUGUGCAGGCCCUGCCUGUCCCUAAAAAUACAUGAUUUUUACCUUUAAA
Molecule: messenger RNA, 1109 nt
Organism: Arvicanthis niloticus (Nile rat)
Lineage: Eukaryota; Metazoa; Chordata; Mammalia; Rodentia; Muridae
Source: RefSeq, a predicted model, not a curated record